Molecule: messenger RNA, 1206 nt
Organism: Piliocolobus tephrosceles (Ugandan red Colobus)
Lineage: Eukaryota; Metazoa; Chordata; Mammalia; Primates; Cercopithecidae
Product: ankyrin repeat domain-containing protein 20B-like
Exons: 4
Coding region: 727-957 (76 amino acids)
Source: RefSeq, a predicted model, not a curated record
AAUGGGAUUUUAUAAUUAUUAGUGUUUUAAGCUUUCUGGGAAAAGUAUUCUCCAUAAGAACACAUACCUUUGUUAUUUGAGUUUUAUAUAUUUAGCUUUCAUACAUUUCAAACAUUGCAGAGGAUUCCCUAUACUGAUUUAGGGCAAAGGAAAGCAAUAGGACCUUCCUCAGUGGGUUCCAUGCUGAGGAAUCAAGACUGCCAUUUUGAAGUGAAGCAGAUUAGUCUUUUAAGGAGAGAUAGAUCAAGGAAAAGAGACAGUGGAUCUUUCUACCUUGUUUUAAGUCAUCAGUUUUCUUCCAGUUUAGGUAAAAUUUAUGUCAUCCAUUAAUUGGUUUUAAGUUCAGCUUCAGGACAGAUAAUUUGUGAGUGUAAAUUACUGUCAGGUCCUGCCAACAUAGUGACUGUCACUAUUUGUUAUGAAGCUCAAGGUCAGUUUUCAUUGACUAUUUUAUAGACGUAGACAGAUGGAGGCAGAAAUAGAUAACUAAAAUCUAUUUUUAGAACAGAGGCCAUAUUUUAGUUAUAUCAAGAAUCAUUUCUUAAUAUAUGGACCACUGACCUUUCUCCAGAUUAUGUCUUUUGUUUGAGGGGGAAGCUGGAUAUAAACUGGCAGUUAUAAAAAUUGUAAAGAAAUCAACUUGCCCAUUUUCAUUGUGUGUUUUUGGUCUCAAGCAUUUUCCAUGAACUGUGUGUGGAUUGGUUGCCUACAUCAGAUGACGAAGACAUGAGCGUUGCUACUAAGUGUGUCCCCAAGGAUGUGUCACAGCCUUUACCUGGACCUUCCCAUGAAAAAGGCAACGGAAUAGUCAAUGGAAAAGGGGAAGGGUCUUUUGCACAACAUCCUUCCUUGAAGGCUAGCACUAAAAUUGAAGAUCCUGCUGUGAAAGGGGCAGUACAAAGAAAGAAAGUACAGACCUUGAGAGAAGGUACAUUUUCAAUACAAAUGGAAUGCUAGGAAUAAGUGCAUUAAAUGAUGGAAGUGCUCACAUUUUUCUUACCGCUUACUCUAUUUGUUCAAAAUUGAAUGGAAGGCAUUGACAUAAAUAUUAUUGUUGGUAUUCAUAUUUGAAUAAAAAUAAAUUUAGAAGCCAUAAAAAUAUUUUUAAAAUGUAGCUUGAACUCAGAUGUUUCUCUUUUAAUAUUUUGAAUAAAGUUUUCAAUGUGAAAUUUUUGUACUUGUCAGGGAUUCAAAACAGUGAAUUUU